Osmerus eperlanus (European smelt) is the source of this 1929-nucleotide messenger RNA. It is a transcript of the gene otud5a, whose product is annotated as OTU deubiquitinase 5a. Gene Ontology annotation, molecular function: cysteine-type deubiquitinase activity. Gene Ontology annotation, biological process: protein deubiquitination. The record is from RefSeq and is a predicted model, not a curated record. The transcript is spliced from 9 exons. Bases 263 to 1891 code for a protein of 542 amino acids. Lineage: Eukaryota; Metazoa; Chordata; Actinopteri; Osmeriformes; Osmeridae.
GACGUCCUGGUGUGUCGUCAGAUCUGUGUUGAUGUUUUGUGGAGACUGGAGAGCUUGGAGGACGGGAAGAGGGAGACGGUUUGUUUUUGUUCACCUAAAGCUCGAAAACCAAGCCAAUAACAUAUCAUACUGAUAUUUUUUGUUAGCUAAGAGUUUUAGGUCGAAUAUCGAAUAAAACGGACGGCCUAAAGCUAGAAGUAAUUGACCACAAUCUGGAAAGGAAGAAUCGUCACCCCUUUGACCCCCUCCCUUACAGACAACCAUGACGAUUCUUCCGAAGAAGAAACCGAACUCUAGCGUCGGUGUUUCGGACCACCCUGACGAGACUGACAGAAGGAGCAGUUCAGACCCACAUCAGCAUCCGCAUGGAGGUCGCACAGGUGCGAGACCAAGGGCCUCGCCGCCGCCAUGGUCUUACCAAGCCGCUCCGCCUUCGACAAGGGAGGACAGACGGAACGAGGCCAGCUCUCGGCCGCAGCAGGCCUCCCCUCCACCCGGGGGUUCAGGCUCUCCUGUCGGACCUGGAGACGGGAGCGUGGCCGGAGGCAUAGCCUGCGUGGCUGGAACACGAGGAGAACUGUCAGGAAGCGUCGGCUGCGGUGGAGGAAUCGGUAGUUGCUGUUCGGGGCCCGGUCUGAGUAAACGGCGACGACAAGCCACUUGCAGUGGUGGGGUGGCCGGGGGUGGCACACCCGGUGUUGCUGGAGGUGGUGGAGGGGGUCCCAGUGCCGACUCGGAAGAAGGUGCGGGUUACAAUAGUGAAGAUGAGUACGAGAAUGCCGCUAGACUGCAGUCCGAAGACCCAGCCACAGUCGAGCAGCAGGAGCACUGGUUUGAGAAGGCGCUGGGGGAAAAAAAGGGGUUUGUCAUCAAGAAGAUGAAGGAGGAUGGAGCCUGUCUCUUCAGAGCUGUCGCUGACCAAGUGUAUGGAGACCAAGAUAUGCAUGAAGUUGUUCGUAAACACUGCAUGGACUACUUGAUGAAGAAUGCAGACUACUUCUCCAACUAUGUGACAGAAGACUUCACCACAUACAUCAACAGGAAGAGGAAAAACAACUGCCAUGGCAACCACAUUGAGAUGCAGGCAAUGGCAGAGAUGUACAAUCGACCUGUGGAGGUCUACCAGUAUGGCACAGAACCAAUCAACACGUUCCAUGGUAUCCAUCAGAACAAUGAUGAGCCAAUCAGAGUCAGCUACCACCGUAACAUACACUAUAACUCUGUAGUGAACCCAAACAAAGCCACCAUCGGAGUGGGCCUGGGCCUCCCUGCCUUCAAACCAGGGCAGUAUGCAGACCAGUCGUUGAUGAAGAACGCCAUCAAGACGUCGGAGGAGUCGUGGAUCGAACAGCAGAUGCUGGAGGACAAGAAGAGAGCGACCGACUGGGAGGCCACCAACGAGGCCAUCGAGGAGCAGGUGGCCAGGGAGUCCUACCUACAGUGGCUACAGGACCAAGAGAAGCAGGCCCGACAGCCUCGUAAGGCCAGUGCCACCUGUAGCUCGGCCACUGCUGCGGCCUCCAGCGGUCUGGAGGAGUGGAGCGCUCGAUCUCCUCGCCAGCGAAGCUCCGCCCCUUCCCCAGAAAACCCUGACCCCUCUCACUCCCACCCUGACGUCAGCGCCAAGCCCCCAUCUCCUGCUGGCGCUGCACUCAUCCUGCCCAAGCCCCCAUCGCCUUGCGCACCAGGUCCUAGUAACCAGGCUGGAGUGGGGCGUCACCAUCUGGAGUACCGUGCAAUCAUGCAGGAGAUGUCACCCACCGCCUUCGGCCUCACAGACUGGGAGGAUGAUGAGAUCCUGGCCUCGGUCCUGGCCGUGUCACAACAAGAGUACCUCGACAGCAUCAAGAAGAACUCCAUGCAUAGAGAGCCCUCCCCGGACAGCAGUUGAUAACGGGGACCCAACACACUCUCAACCCCCCCCCACCC